This is a messenger RNA of Dothidotthia symphoricarpi CBS 119687, 2548 nucleotides long. Its product is annotated as ubiquitin fusion degradation protein-like protein. The record is from RefSeq and is a predicted model, not a curated record. Bases 224 to 2548 code for a protein of 774 amino acids. Gene Ontology annotation, cellular component: VCP-NPL4-UFD1 AAA ATPase complex. Gene Ontology annotation, molecular function: polyubiquitin modification-dependent protein binding. The transcript is spliced from 2 exons. Lineage: Eukaryota; Fungi; Ascomycota; Dothideomycetes; Pleosporales; Dothidotthiaceae.
AUACAAGAGUUAUCUAAGUAACUCAGCCUCGUGGAACGCGUCGCGUAGCAACUACUGUUAUCGAUAACUGAGAAAUGACGAUGUCACCAGAAGCUUCGAGACGCCGCGUCGUGUACAUGUGUCAGCCAACACUCACUGCGCCUCUGUGUUCUCCUAAGCUUUAGGUGGUCUGUCUGCCUGCAAUACUCUUCCUGUAACAAAUUGCGUCGUAGAAUAUACUGUUAUGUCAGAAAUGGAACCCGCAGAACUCAAGUGGUCGGCGCAUUACUCACUUGCGCACCCCACUCAAAGCAGACGAGAGCUUCCAGGCGAUAAGAUAUUGUUGCCCCCCUCCGCCUUAGAGCAACUGCUCUCUGCAGCUCCCGUUGUGACGAUCGACUCGGACCGUCCCCACAUCACCGCUUUCGAUCCAUACAACCCGUACACAUACGCCGCCGAGCGACAGGCGCGCGCACAAUUUCAGGAUCGCCACCAACAACUACCACACCCGCUCACGUUUCGACUCGUGAACCCAGACAAUGGCAGGGCGGUACAUGCAGGGAUACGCGAGUUCUCGGCAGAAGAGGGACAGAUAGUCCUGAGCAGUUUUCUGAGGGAAGCCCUAGGUAUAACAGGAGAGUCUGCGGAUCCCUCGAGAAGAGGAAGCCCAGAUGGCCAUGGUGGAGGGGAUGAAGUCAUGGGUAAUGGCGUCGAGCAGCCUGCCAUGGGUGAGUCGGUGGCAAAGAUUACCGUGCAUGCAAAACAACUACCCAAAGGCACAUUUGUGAAGCUACGGCCUCUGGAAGCUGGCUACGAUCCAGAGGACUGGAAGUCUCUACUCGAGGAACACUUGCGAUCGAACUUCACUACGCUUACAAAUAAGGAAGUGUUAGUAGUCUAUGGUGGCCGUGGAAUUGGCGGCAAGCGCGAGGAAUUUCGCUUCUUGGUGGAUGGCUUCAAACCAGAAGGAGAUGGGAUAUGCGUAGUAGACACAGAUCUGGAGGUCGACAUAGAAGCACUGAACGAAGACCAGGCGCGAGAGACUUUGAAAAGCAUAGCAGCAAAGAGACAACGAGCACCUGGGACAACAGAGGGCAGUUCCACCGGCGGGGCUAUCAACAUCUUUAAGGGUCAAGAUGGUCAAGUACUCGAAGGAGAAUAUGUCGAUUACGAACUGCCUUCGUGGGAUAGGUCACAAGGUCUGGAGAUCUCAUUAGGCGAGGUCGAGGACGAUGAUGAACUUGACUUGUUCGUGAGCCCAUACUCCUCGCGACAGCGAGUGCGCCCACGGGAAGACGAGCACGUUUUUGCGGAUCUAUCGAGUCAACAUCCUAAGCGCAUACGUUUACAACCCACAAACGUUGAGCUGGACGAAGCGGAGGCUAUCUGGAUAUCUGUCCACGCACAUCCCUCGGACUCACCUUCCAGCACACCAAAACCAUUCCAUCUCAGGGUGGCUACAUUUGACCCAAAGUCCGAUUCAGCAACAAGCGGGAGUGAUGGCAAGGAGACUGCACAUACACCUGACGAAGUGCAAUGCAAGAACUGUCAUCAAUGGGUGCCCAAGAGCUCUCUCUUCCUACACGAAAACUUUUGUCUACGAAACAACAUCCUCUGUCCCCAGGGUUGUGACCAAGUCUUCCAGAAGCGUUCUCCAGCCUUCCAAAACCAUUGGCACUGCCCUCACGAUACUUUUACCGGAAACACUCUCCAAAGCUGUCAGAAGCACGACGCAAUCUAUCACACCCCACAAACCUGCUCGUCUUGUGGUCUUGAUUUCCCCUCAAUACCCACUCUCUCCCACCACAAAACCACCACCUUCCCACAAGAAGGCGAUCCCACUGAGCCACCUAACCCCGAACUCCUCCUGUCGGGCCUCACACCUCAUGAGCUUGCAGAUGGCGGCCGAACAACAGAAUGCCACCUUUGCAACAAAAUCAUCCGCUUCAGGGAUAUGGACACACAUCUCCGGCACCACAACCUAGAGCGUCUAUCUCGCCCCACACCCCGCCUGUGCCGCAAUGUAAACUGUGGCCGUACGCAAGACGGUGCGAACAAAAUGGGAGACACGCGCGCCGGUACACGAAAAGGUCAGGGCCCUGGUAACGAAAUAGGGUUAUGCAGCGUGUGCUUCGGUCCUUUAUAUGUCUCUUUGCACGAUCCAGAGGGCAAAGCGCUGCGUCGUCGUAUCGAGCGCCGAUAUCUAAGCCAACUCCUCACUGGCUGCGGCAAAGCGUGGUGCAGAAACGAGUAUUGCCGCACCGGACGCAAGAAUCUCGGGCAAGGCGAUAAAUCCGUACCCACGCGAGAAGCCAUACCGCUCGUCAAGGGGUUCUUGGACGGCAUGGAUGGCAGGGGAUACAGCACUCCACUGCAUUUCUGCGUCGACGAGCGAAGCCAGAAGUCGCGAACACUAGCAGAAAUGCUGAGCGCGGAGACGGGUAUCGAAGGGAAAGGCGGGUAUGGUCUGGAAUGGUGUGCUGCUGGUUUGGAGGCCGAGGGUGGGGAUCUGGAGAAGGGCAGGGCCUGGUUGAAGGGUUGGGCGCCACAGAGGAGCGAGGAAUCCUAG